AUGGUUGCAGACACUCUAUCACUCGCGGGCAAGACAGCCAUUGUCACUGGUUCUGCCAGAGAGAACGGCAUCGGUGCUGCCAUCGCCACGGUCUUUGCCCGCAACGGUGCCAGUGUCGCCAUUCAUUACAACUCGGACAACUCCAAGCCCCGUGCCGAGAAGGUGGCUGCCGAGCUGUCCAAGGAGUUUGGAGUCAAGACCAUAGUCCUGCAGGGCGAUGUGGCAAAGCAGGACGCCGCUUUUGGCCUGGUUGAACGGGCUCUAAAGGGCCUUGGCACCGGCCACAUCGAUAUUCUGGUGAACAAUGCCGGCUAUGGUGCUGGCACGCCCCUCACCGACCUGACACCCGAGGAGAUCCAGGUCGAGUUUGGCGUCAACACUUGCGGCUCUAUCUACAUGACGCAGGCUGUCGUCAAGGUCGGCAAGAUGCCGCCCGGCGGCCGCAUCAUCAACGUCGGCACCAUUGCGUCCAAGCUCGGCCUCGCACAGGCCGGUCUCUACGCCGCCACCAAGGCCGCACAGGACAGCCUGACGGCCUCGUGGGCUGGCGAGCUGGGCAAAUCGCAUGGCAUCACCGUCAACACCAUUGCGCCAGGCCCUGUGGCCACGGACCUGGCCGCGUCGAUUCUCGUAAACAAGGACGGCACGCCGACCAACACCCAACAAACCAUGCUCGGGCAGACACGCGCCGCAGCCCGACUUGGCACAACACAGGAUAUUGCCGAUGCAGCUUUGCUGCUUGCCUCGGAGAAGAGCCGCUGGAUUACCGCGCAGUUCAUCUCGGUCAGCGGCGGCAUCACUGGCACCAUGUAA
This is a messenger RNA of Grosmannia clavigera kw1407, 813 nucleotides long. RefSeq names its product short chain dehydrogenase reductase. The transcript has 2 exons. Gene Ontology annotation, molecular function: oxidoreductase activity, acting on the CH-OH group of donors, NAD or NADP as acceptor. NCBI's taxonomy places the organism in Eukaryota, Fungi, Ascomycota, Sordariomycetes, Ophiostomatales, Ophiostomataceae. The record is from RefSeq and is a predicted model, not a curated record. Bases 1 to 813 code for a protein of 270 amino acids.